AUGCAAGCAAGACUAGAGGAAGAAAGAAGAGCUUCGAUCUCAUCGUUAAUCAUGGCGUAUGGAGACAGCAGAUCAGGGCCGUCCAUCUUGGAUUCAUUCUCGCUCUCGCCUCUACCGUGGCCGGUUCUUUUAAUCCUAGCCGUCGCGUCGGUGUUCCUAAUGAGUUCAUGGUACUUCAGCUUCGAAGAAGCAGCCGAAUCCGCGGGGGAGCAGAUGAAUCUUGCUCUUCUCUUGAUCCCUCUGUUUCUCAUAGUGUUGGUCCGGUGGUUAUCUUCCGUGGAGAACCCAGACGCGUUUCUUGGGAUGUUUUCGAACCGUCGUCAGACUUACCGGAGUCCCGGCGCCGGAGAUGACGGUGGUAGCUCGCCUUGGGGAGUGGCGGCGAUUAUAGUUCUGUUACUUGUGUUGCUUCAGUAUCAGUCAAGUUUCUGGGAGAUGUGGUUUGGUUGA
Molecule: messenger RNA, 450 nt
Organism: Thlaspi arvense
Lineage: Eukaryota; Viridiplantae; Streptophyta; Magnoliopsida; Brassicales; Brassicaceae
Source: the annotation of a GenBank genome assembly